This is a messenger RNA of Chiloscyllium plagiosum (whitespotted bambooshark), 3079 nucleotides long. The record is from RefSeq and is a predicted model, not a curated record. NCBI's taxonomy places the organism in Eukaryota, Metazoa, Chordata, Chondrichthyes, Orectolobiformes, Hemiscylliidae.
CAUGAUAUGUGCUGCAGUACUUUUCUCUAUCCCUUUUAGUAAGAGGUUGACAGAACAUAACAUGCCAAAGCAAAGCACACAGUCUGAGGAUUCCCUCUGACCUGCUGGUAAUGUAAUCUAACUGCAGACAGGAACGGAACGAAUUAUAGGGGUCAGUGGUGUGCCUGCAUUAAGCCUUGCCCUGCUCACAAAGGGGUUUAUAAUUGUGAGAAUCAAGCUUUUAUUAGGUGCACUGAGCUGGAAGGAAAAAUAUUUAUAAUAACGUUCUCCCCCAUCAGGAAGCCGAAACCUUUUGUGUCCUCAUCUGGUGAUGGUAAAGAAAACAUGUCCCCACGUUAAUCAUCUCAGACAAAUGAGCAAUUGUAUCCUUUGCUUCAUGAAUUUGUCAGUUAAUUUUAUGGGCAUGGUGGCAAAGCAAAGGCCACAGUGUUAUAAUGGAAUAAGUCUGAAGCAACAGCAGACGAGGAGCUGGGGAAAAGCAUGCUGUGGUACCCUACUGAGGCAAAGGUUCAGCUUGUAAAGGCUAAGUGGAUUUGACAUUUCCAUACCUCAGCCAAAAGAAAAAGAGAAUGUAACAAAUCAAAUUAUUGGAGGCCAAAUCCUGAGGAAAUUCGGGCUGGAGGGGUUGGAGGAGGUAGAAAGAACGAGGCUUUGGAGUUGACUGACAAUUUUUCUGCAACUUGCUUUGUUAUUUUAGCUGGCUAAAUCAUGCAGCUGCUUGAGAUGAAUCCUCCUCCUCCCACCCCUUUCCACCCUAACCCACCAUCUGCCCAACACUCCAUCUGCCAUACUUGACCUGCUGCCAAGGAAGGAGAAGUCACUGGCACAGUUGUCAGUCAAUUGCCAAAAAGAAUCAGCUCAGUACUUUCUACCAGGGAAGAAGGCAUCUCAUUGGAUAUCUGUAUGCCCAAGCCCAAGACCAGCAAUGGAAGCCCGGCCUGCCCCGGCCUGGGUCCUGCUGCUAAGCCUGAUUGCUGACUGUCUAAAGCUGGCCCAGUCUCGGGAGUUCACAGUGAAAGAUAUCAUCUACCUCCAUCCUUCAACAACACCUUUUCCUGGUGGGUUCAAAUGCUUUACGUGUGAAAAUGCAGCAGAUAAUUACGAAUGCAACCGCUGGGCACCAGAUAUCUACUGCCCCAGAGAGACACAGUACUGUUACACGAGGCAUAAAAUGAAUGCGAAGGGUGAAAGUUCAUCAGUCACAAAGCGAUGUGUCCCUCUGAAGGAGUGUUUAUAUGUUGGUUGCACACAACCUGAUAAUGAAGGAAACAAGGUUUGCACCUCAUGCUGUGAAGGGACAAUCUGUAACCUCCCAUUACCUAGAAACACUUCCCAGGCAGUAUUUGCAACACUGUCUCCAAUAAAUCAAACAUCUCGACAUUCCUUUCACACUGCAAUGACUUUAACCUGCGUCAGCCUUCUGUUCCUGCUUGUUGUAUAGCUGGUGCUAUUUUAAUGCACUCAUGUACAGCGUUGUUUAACAUAGUAUUUAUUUUUGUAUGAUACGUUUAUACAGUGAAAUGUCCUCUAUACUGUAAAUAAGGUUUAAAACAUCUAAGUUUCUCAUGCUAAAUAUGAAUUGAACUGUUUUCUGUUGAAAAUAUAAGCAAUUUUAAGUUUGUGAAAAGAUUCUGAAGGAGUGCAGGAAUUAUGAAAAUUUGAAGUCAGUAACUGAUAUUUAUUAUUUGUUUGUCACUUAUUAUAUAGGCAUUGAUAUGUCAAGAAAUAUUCAACACCUGAAAUAUCUGCUAAGCUUCACAAACAUAACAUUUGCAUUCACUUGUUAAAAAAAAACAAAGUAGGUGGGAGGAAAUCUUGAUUUUCUUAGCAUAAUUCCAUUUCCCUCUGGCAGAGCAGUCAAUGUGAUAUUCAUUAAAAAUUAACCAAAUAAUCAAACAUCUUGAAAUAUUUUUAAGAAACCAUUAUCAGAGACUUAAUGAAAUAAGUUAAGUCUCCUGGGAUGUGUUUUGUCCCUUACAAAUAUUUUCUACAAUUAGAAGUUAUUCAUGUUAGAACAAAUGAUAUUAUGUUGUUCUUUGAUUGCAAAUUCACUGAUUUCCAUAUAUUUCAGCCAAGAUGGGAACAUAAUCGAAGCUGAGGUAGACCAGUUGGCCCCUUGAGCCUGUUCUGACAUCUGAUAAGAUCAUGGCUGAUUUGAGUGAGGCUUUAACUCCAGUUACCAGUCUGCCCCUCAUGACUUUUUGAGUUUCUUGUUAAUCAAAAAUAAAAUCUGUCUAGCUCAUCCUUAAAUAUAUUAAAUGACCUGACCUCCAAUGUUCUCUGGGGUAGAGAAGGCCAAACAUUAACAUACUAGCAAAACCAAUAUUCUUUUCCACCCAUUUAUAACCUGACUCUCCUUUGACUGGAGGAGUGGCAGAUACCAUUGCCUCAAGCUCCCUGUUGCCUAUUGAGCAGUGGCAGGAUUCUUAAGAUUGUGAAUAUACUGGAGCAACAUGUUUGAAUUUGGCAGAAGUUCCUCUUCGUUUCCGUAUUAAAUGGAAGACCCUUUAUUUUAAAACCAUGGUCCUUUGCUUUCUAAGUUCCCUCACAAGGGGAAAUAUCUUCUCAGUAUCUAUCUGUCAAACCUUCUCUGAAUCUUAUAUGUUUCAGUCAGGUUGGCUUUUAUUCCUCUAAACUCCAUUAAAUGUAGACUCAAACUGUCCUAGCUUUCCUCACAGGUCCCCACUGGACGAAGGUAACAUUAUAACUAGUUGACCCAGGAUUGGAGUUUGUCCUGGAGCUUUGUUCUUUUCAAGAGGAGAAGGGAAGAGGGAGGACACACAAUAGCUCAAGAGCUGCAAAUGAAAGCAGUAAAUGAGUAAUCCAAAGAGGUUUGCAGAUCAACUUUUUAUUUCUUUUAGCAACCAGUGUAUAAGGCAAAUUAUGGCAUUAACAAUAAACAUAAAUAAGCAAGUGCAUAUUUAAUGACUUCACAAUAGCCAAAAUGCAAUGCAAUCAAUGCAAACAUUAUUUUUGAAGUGUAACAGUUACUAUUGUAAUGUAGGACACACUCUUAAUUUGUGUACAGGAAGUUCUCACAACCGUAAUGAAAUAAUGGCGAGAUAUUUUUUUGUUUAGA